AUGAAGGCCACCUGGAUCAGGCUUCUGAAACGCGCCAAGGGAGGAAGGCUGAAGAAUUCGGACAUCUGUGGUUCGGCAGACUCCUACACCAGCCGUCCGUCCGAUUCAGAUGUUUCUUUGGAGGAAGAUCGGGAGACGGUGCGCAGAGAAGCACGACGACAGGCCCAGGCCCAGCUGGAGAAAGCAAAGACAAAGCCCGUUGCAUUUGCAGUCCGGACAAAUGUCAGCUACAGUGCAGCCCAUGAAGACGACGUCCCGGUGCCAGGCAUGGCCAUCUCAUUCGAAGCAAAAGAUUUUCUGCAUGUUAAGGAAAAAUUUAACAAUGACUGGUGGAUAGGGCGAUUGGUUAAAGAAGGCUGUGAAAUCGGAUUCAUUCCAAGCCCAGUCAAGCUAGAAAAUAUGAGGCUACAGCAUGAACAGAGAGCCAAGCAAGGGAAAUUCUACUCCAGUAAAUCAGGAGGAAAUUCAUCAUCCAGUUUGGGUGACAUAGUACCUAGUUCCAGAAAAUCUACACCUCCAUCAUCUGCUAUAGACAUAGAUGCAACUGGCUUAGAUGCAGAAGACAAUGAUAUUCCAGCAAACCACCGCUCCCCUAAACCCAGUGCAAACAGUGUAACGUCACCCCACUCCAAAGAGAAAAGAAUGCCCUUCUUUAAGAAGACAGAGCACACCUCUCCUUAUGACGUGGUCCCUUCUAUGCGACCUGUGGUCCUGGUGGGCCCCUCUCUGAAGGGGUACGAGGUCACAGAUAUGAUGCAAAAAGCAUUGUUCGAUUUUUUAAAACACAGAUUCGAAGGGCGGAUUUCCAUCACAAGGGUCACCGCUGACAUCUCACUGGCCAAACGCUCUGUCUUGAACAAUCCCAGUAAACACGCCAUAAUAGAAAGAUCCAACACAAGGUCAAGUUUAGCGGAAGUUCAGAGUGAAAUUGAAAGGAUUUUUGAACUUGCAAGAACACUGCAACUGGUGGUCCUUGAUGCAGAUACUAUUAAUCAUCCAGCACAACUUAGUAAAACCUCUCUGGCCCCUAUUAUAGUGUAUGUCAAGAUUUCUUCUCCUAAGGUUUUACAAAGGUUAAUAAAAUCUCGAGGGAAAUCUCAAGCUAAACACCUCAAUGUUCAGAUGGUAGCAGCAGAUAAGCUGGCUCAGUGCCCUCCGGAGCUGUUCGAUGUGAUUCUGGAUGAGAACCAGCUCGAGGACGCCUGUGAGCACCUUGCCGACUACCUGGAGGCCUACUGGAAGGCCACCCACCCUCCCAGCAGCAGCCUCCCCAACCCUCUCCUCAGCCGUACCUUGGCCACCUCGACCCUGCCCAUCAGCCCCGCUCUGGUCCCCAGCUCACAGGGUUCUCAAGGGGAUCCGAGGACCGAUCGCAUGGCUGCCGCCCGUUCUGCCUCCCAAGCUGAAGAAGAACCCUGCCCAGACCCGGUCAAGAAACCCCAGCACCACAGCCAUCGCAGCGGGGCCAGCCGAGGCCUCUCCAGGCAGGAGACCUUGGAUUCAGAAACGCAGGAGAGUCGCGACUCCGCAUACGCGGAGCCCAAGGAAGAUUAUUCCCACGAACACGCGGACCACUGUGCCCCGCACCGAGAUCACAGCCACCGAGAGGAACCCCACGGGGGCGGGGAGCGCAGACACAGGGAGUCCCGGCACCGCUCGCGGGACCCAGAUCGAGAGCAGGACCACAACGAGGGCGACAAACAGUGGAGCCGCCACAAAUCCAAGGAUCGCUACUGUGACAGGGAGGGGGAAGGGGUGUCCAGGAGACGGCACGAGGCUGGGGACUGGAACAGGGAGGUUUACAUCCGCCAGUGACUUUCGCCCUUUUGUGUCGUUGGUUUUUUAAGUAGGUCAAGUCUUGAAUACCACCACCCUCCAACUCAAUCUUGGGGGUCUACAUUGCAAUCAUAUG
This is a messenger RNA of Balaenoptera ricei (Rice's whale), 1912 nucleotides long. RefSeq names its product calcium voltage-gated channel auxiliary subunit beta 2 (gene CACNB2). Gene Ontology annotation, molecular function: protein binding; high voltage-gated calcium channel activity. Gene Ontology annotation, cellular component: voltage-gated calcium channel complex. The record is from RefSeq and is a predicted model, not a curated record. Gene Ontology annotation, biological process: chemical synaptic transmission; regulation of voltage-gated calcium channel activity; neuromuscular junction development. The transcript is spliced from 13 exons. The coding region runs from base 1 to 1815 and encodes 604 amino acids. Lineage: Eukaryota; Metazoa; Chordata; Mammalia; Artiodactyla; Balaenopteridae.